Molecule: messenger RNA, 16179 nt
Organism: Thunnus maccoyii (southern bluefin tuna)
Lineage: Eukaryota; Metazoa; Chordata; Actinopteri; Scombriformes; Scombridae
Product: mucin-17-like
Exons: 13
Coding region: 1-15738 (5245 amino acids)
Source: RefSeq, a predicted model, not a curated record
AUGACUCCCUUAACAUUUGAGACAGCAUCAGCACCUGAAUCAACCAGUUCCACCAACAUAACAUCGGAACCUUCUGAGACCAUCUCAUUACCCGAACAAACCAGCCCCAAUGACACAGUAACUUCCAGGCCUUCUGAAACCACCUUGGUGUCUGAAUUAACCAGCCCAUCUGAAAUACUAACUUCUGAGCCAGCAUCUGACUCAACUGGUCCAACUGAUUCAGUAACAUCUGAGCAUGCAGAGACAACAUCAGCACCUGAUCCAACCAGUUCCACUGAUGCAACAUCUGCACCCUUCAAGACCACUUCCGUAUCCGAACAAACCACUCCCACUGACACAGUAACUUCCAGUCCUUCUGAGACCACCUUGGUGUCUGAAUCAACCAGUCCAUCUGAAAUCCUAACUUCUGAGCCUGCAUCUGAAUCAACUGCUUCAACUGAUUCAGUAACAACUGAGACUGCAGACACAACAUCUGCACCUGAACCAACCACUUCCAUUGAUGUAACAUCUGCACCCUCAGAGACCACCUCACUACCUGAACAAACCAGUCCCACUGACACAAUGACUUCUGGGAAUUCUGAGACCACCUUGGUACCUGAACUAACCAGUCCAUCUGAAAUACUAACUUCAGAGCCUGUAUCUGACUCAACUGGUCCAACUGAUUCAGUAACAUCUGAGCAUGCAGAGACAACAUCAGCACCUGAUCCAACCAGUUCCACUGAUGCAACAUCUGCACCCUUCGAGACCACUUCCGUAUCCGAAGAAACCAGUCCCACUGACACAGUAACUUCCAGUCCUUCUGAGACCACCUUGGUGUCUGAAUCAACCAGUCCAUCUGAAAUCCUAACUUCUGAGCCUGCAUCUGAAUCAACUGCUUCAACUGAUUCAGUAACAACUGAGACUGCAGACACAACAUCUGCACCUGAACCAACCACUUCCAUUGAUGUAACAUCUGCACCCUCAGAAACCACCUCACUACCUGAACAAACCAGUCCCACUGACACAAUGACUUCUGGGAAUUCUGAGACCACCUUGGUACCUGAACUAACCAGUCCAUCUGAAAUACUAACUUCUGAGCCUGUAUCUGACUCAACUGGUCCAACUGAUUCAGUAACAUCUGAGCCUGCAGAGACAACAUCAGCACCUGAUCCAACCAGUUCCACUGAUGCAACAUCUGCACCCUUCGAGACCACUUCCGUAUCCGAAGAAACCAGUCCCACUGACACAGUAACUUCCAGUCCUUCUGAGACCACCUUGGUGUCUGAAUCAACCAGUCCAUCUGAAAUCCUAACUUCUGAGCCUGCAUCUGAAUCAACUGCUUCAACUGAUUCAGUAACAACUGAGACUGCAGACACAACAUCUGCACCUGAACCAACCACUUCCAUUGAUGUAACAUCUGCACCCUCAGAGACCACCUCACUACCUGAACAAACCAGUCCCACUGACACAAUGACUUCUGGGAAUUCUGAGACCACCUUGGUACCUGAACUAACCAGUCCAUCUGAAAUACUAACUUCUGAGCCUGUAUCUGACUCAACUGGUCCAACUGAUUCAGUAACAUCUGAGCCUGCAGAGACAACAUCAGCACCUGAUCCAACCAGUUCCACUGAUGCAACAUCUGCACCCUUCGAGACCACUUCCGUAUCCGAAGAAACCAGUCCCACUGACACAGUAACUUCCAGUCCUUCUGAGACCACCUUGGUGUCUGAAUCAACCAGUCCAUCUGAAAUCCUAACUUCUGAGCCUGCAUCUGAAUCAACUGCUUCAACUGAUUCAGUAACAACUGAGACUGCAGACACAACAUCUGCACCUGAACCAACCACUUCCAUUGAUGUAACAUCUGCACCCUCAGAGACCACCUCACUACCUGAACAAACCAGUCCCACUGACACAAUGACUUCUGGGAAUUCUGAGACCACCUUGGUACCUGAACUAACCAGUCCAUCUGAAAUACUAACUUCAGAGCCUGUAUCUGACUCAACUGGUCAAACUGAUUCAGUAACAUCUGAGCCUGCAGAGACAACAUCAGCACCUGAUCCAACCAGUUCCACUGAUGCAACAUCUGCACCCUUCGAGACCACUUCCGUAUCCGAAGAAACCAGUCCCACUGACACAGUAACUUCCAGUCCUUCUGAGACCACCUUGGUGUCUGAAUCAACCAGUCCAUCUGAAAUCCUAACUUCUGAGCCUGCAUCUGAAUCAACUGCUUCAACUGAUUCAGUAACAACUGAGACUGCAGACACAACAUCUGCACCUGAACCAACCACUUCCAUUGAUGUAACAUCUGCACCCUCAGAGACCACCUCACUACCUGAACAAACCAGUCCCACUGACACAAUGACUUCUGGGAAUUCUGAGACCACCUUGGUACCUGAACUAACCAGUCCAUCUGAAAUACUAACUUCAGAGCCUGUAUCUGACUCAACUGGUCAAACUGAUUCAGUAACAUCUGAGCCUGCAGAGACAACAUCAGCACCUGAUCCAACCAGUUCCACUGAUGCAACAUCUGCACCCUUCGAGACCACUUCCGUAUCCGAAGAAACCAGCCCCACUGACACAGUAACUUCCAGUCCUUCUGAGACCACCUUGGUGUCUGAAUCAACCAGUCCAUCUGAAAUCCUAACUUCUGAGCCUGCAUCUGAAUCAACUGCUUCAACUGAUUCAGUAACAACUGAGACUGCAGACACAACAUCUGCACCUGAACCAACCACUUCCAUUGAUGUAACAUCUGCACCCUCAGAGACCACCUCACUACCUGAACAAACCAGUCCCACUGACACAAUGACUUCUGGGAAUUCUGAGACCACCUUGGUACCUGAACUAACCAGUCAAUCUGAAAUACUAACUUCAGAGCCUGUAUCUGACUCAACUGGUCAAACUGAUUCAGUAACAUCUGAGCCUGCAGAGACAACAUCAGCACCUGAUCCAACCAGUUCCACUGAUGCAACAUCUGCACCCUUCGAGACCACUUCCGUAUCCGAAGAAACCAGUCCCACUGACACAGUAACUUCCAGUCCUUCUGAGACCACCUUGGUGUCUGAAUCAACCAGUCCAUCUGAAAUCCUAACUUCUGAGCCUGCAUCUGAAUCAACUGCUUCAACUGAUUCAGUAACAACUGAGACUGCAGACACAACAUCUGCACCUGAACCAACCACUUCCAUUGAUGUAACAUCUGCACCCUCAGAGACCACCUCACUACCUGAACAAACCAGUCCCACUGACACAAUGACUUCUGGGAAUUCUGAGACCACCUUGGUACCUGAACUAACCAGUCCAUCUGAAAUACUAACUUCUGAGCCUGUAUCUGACUCAACUGGUCCAACUGAUUCAGUAACAUCUGAGCCUGCAGAGACAACAUCAGCACCUGAUCCAACCAGUUCCACUGAUGCAACAUCUGCACCCUUCGAGACCACUUCCGUAUCCGAAGAAACCAGUCCCACUGACACAGUAACUUCCAGUCCUUCUGAGACCACCUUGGUGUCUGAAUCAACCAGUCCAUCUGAAAUCCUAACUUCUGAGCCUGCAUCUGAAUCAACUGCUUCAACUGAUUCAGUAACAACUGAGACUGCAGACACAACAUCUGCACCUGAACCAACCACUUCCAUUGAUGUAACAUCUGCACCCUCAGAGACCACCUCACUACCUGAACAAACCAGUCCCACUGACACAAUGACUUCUGGGAAUUCUGAGACCACCUUGGUACCUGAACUAACCAGUCCAUCUGAAAUACUAACUUCAGAGCCUGUAUCUGACUCAACUGGUCAAACUGAUUCAGUAACAUCUGAGCCUGCAGAGACAACAUCAGCACCUGAUCCAACCAGUUCCACUGAUGCAACAUCUGCACCCUUCGAGACCACUUCCGUAUCCGAAGAAACCAGCCCCACUGACACAGUAACUUCCAGUCCUUCUGAGACCACCUUGGUGUCUGAAUCAACCAGUCCAUCUGAAAUCCUAACUUCUGAGCCUGCAUCUGAAUCAACUGCUUCAACUGAUUCAGUAACAACUGAGACUGCAGACACAACAUCUGCACCUGAACCAACCACUUCCAUUGAUGUAACAUCUGCACCCUCAGAGACCACCUCACUACCUGAACAAACCAGUCCCACUGACACAAUGACUUCUGGGAAUUCUGAGACCACCUUGGUACCUGAACUAACCAGUCAAUCUGAAAUACUAACUUCAGAGCCUGUAUCUGACUCAACUGGUCAAACUGAUUCAGUAACAUCUGAGCCUGCAGAGACAACAUCAGCACCUGAUCCAACCAGUUCCACUGAUGCAACAUCUGCACCCUUCGAGACCACUUCCGUAUCCGAAGAAACCAGUCCCACUGACACAGUAACUUCCAGUCCUUCUGAGACCACCUUGGUGUCUGAAUCAACCAGUCCAUCUGAAAUCCUAACUUCUGAGCCUGCAUCUGAAUCAACUGCUUCAACUGAUUCAGUAACAACUGAGACUGCAGACACAACAUCUGCACCUGAACCAACCACUUCCAUUGAUGUAACAUCUGCACCCUCAGAGACCACCUCACUACCUGAACAAACCAGUCCCACUGACACAAUGACUUCUGGGAAUUCUGAGACCACCUUGGUACCUGAACUAACCAGUCAAUCUGAAAUACUAACUUCUGAGCCUGUAUCUGACUCAACUGGUCCAACUGAUUCAGUAACAUCUGAGCAUGCAGAGACAACAUCAGCACCUGAUCCAACCAGUUCCACUGAUGCAACAUCUGCACCCUUCGAGACCACUUCCGUAUCCGAAGAAACCAGUCCCACUGACACAGUAACUUCCAGUCCUUCUGAGACCACCUUGGUGUCUGAAUCAACCAGUCCAUCUGAAAUCCUAACUUCUGAGCCUGCAUCUGAAUCAACUGCUUCGACUGAUUCAGUAACAACUGAGACUGCAGACACAACAUCUGCACCUGAACCAACCACUUCCAUUGAUGUAACAUCUGCACCCUCAGAGACCACCUCACUACCUGAACAAACCAGUCCCACUGACACAAUGACUUCUGGGAAUUCUGAGACCACCUUGGUACCUGAACUAACCAGUCCAUCUGAAAUACUAACUUCUGAGCCUGUAUCUGACUCAACUGGUCCAACUGAUUCAGUAACAUCUGAGCCUGCAGAGACAACAUCAGCACCUGAUCCAACCAGUUCCACUGAUGCAACAUCUGCACCCUUCGAGACCACUUCCGUAUCCGAAGAAACCAGUCCCACUGACACAGUAACUUCCAGUCCUUCUGAGACCACCUUGGUGUCUGAAUCAACCAGUCCAUCUGAAAUCCUAACUUCUGAGCCUGCAUCUGAAUCAACUGCUUCAACUGAUUCAGUAACAACUGAGACUGCAGACACAACAUCUGCACCUGAACCAACCACUUCCAUUGAUGUAACAUCUGCACCCUCAGAGACCACCUCACUACCUGAACAAACCAGUCCCACUGACACAAUGACUUCUGGGAAUUCUGAGACCACCUUGGUACCUGAACUAACCAGUCCAUCUGAAAUACUAACUUCAGAGCCUGUAUCUGACUCAACUGGUCAAACUGAUUCAGUAACAUCUGAGCAUGCAGAGACAACAUCAGCACCUGAUCCAACCAGUUCCACUGAUGCAACAUCUGCACCCUUCGAGACCACUUCCGUAUCCGAAGAAACCAGUCCCACUGACACAGUAACUUCCAGUCCUUCUGAGACCACCUUGGUGUCUGAAUCAACCAGUCCAUCUGAAAUCCUAACUUCUGAGCCUGCAUCUGAAUCAACUGCUUCGACUGAUUCAGUAACAACUGAGACUGCAGACACAACAUCUGCACCUGAACCAACCACUUCCAUUGAUGUAACAUCUGCACCCUCAGAGACCACCUCACUACCUGAACAAACCAGUCCCACUGACACAAUGACUUCUGGGAAUUCUGAGACCACCUUGGUACCUGAACUAACCAGUCCAUCUGAAAUACUAACUUCUGAGCCUGUAUCUGACUCAACUGGUCCAACUGAUUCAGUAACAUCUGAGCCUGCAGAGACAACAUCAGCACCUGAUCCAACCAGUUCCACUGAUGCAACAUCUGCACCCUUCGAGACCACUUCCGUAUCCGAAGAAACCAGUCCCACUGACACAGUAACUUCCAGUCCUUCUGAGACCACCUUGGUGUCUGAAUCAACCAGUCCAUCUGAAAUCCUAACUUCUGAGCCUGCAUCUGAAUCAACUGCUUCAACUGAUUCAGUAACAACUGAGACUGCAGACACAACAUCUGCACCUGAACCAACCACUUCCAUUGAUGUAACAUCUGCACCCUCAGAGACCACCUCACUACCUGAACAAACCAGUCCCACUGACACAAUGACUUCUGGGAAUUCUGAGACCACCUUGGUACCUGAACUAACCAGUCCAUCUGAAAUACUAACUUCAGAGCCUGUAUCUGACUCAACUGGUCAAACUGAUUCAGUAACAUCUGAGCCUGCAGAGACAACAUCAGCACCUGAUCCAACCAGUUCCACUGAUGCAACAUCUGCACCCUUCGAGACCACUUCCGUAUCCGAAGAAACCAGUCCCACUGACACAGUAACUUCCAGUCCUUCUGAGACCACCUUGGUGUCUGAAUCAACCAGUCCAUCUGAAAUCCUAACUUCUGAGCCUGCAUCUGAAUCAACUGCUUCAACUGAUUCAGUAACAACUGAGACUGCAGACACAACAUCUGCACCUGAACCAACCACUUCCAUUGAUGUAACAUCUGCACCCUCAGAGACCACCUCACUACCUGAACAAACCAGUCCCACUGACACAGUAACUUCCAGUCCUUCUGAGACCACCUUGGUACCUGAACUAACCAGUCCAUCUGAAAUACUAACUUCUGAGCCUGUAUCUGACUCAACUGGUCCAACUGAUUCAGUAACAUCUGAGCCUGCAGAGACAACAUCAGCACCUGAUCCAACCAGUUCCACUGAUGCAACAUCUGCACCCUUCGAGACCACUUCCGUAUCCGAAGAAACCAGUCCCACUGACACAGUAACUUCCAGUCCUUCUGAGACCACCUUGGUGUCUGAAUCAACCAGUCCAUCUGAAAUCCUAACUUCUGAGCCUGCAUCUGAAUCAACUGCUUCAACUGAUUCAGUAACAACUGAGACUGCAGACACAACAUCUGCACCUGAACCAACCACUUCCAUUGAUGUAACAUCUGCACCCUCAGAGACCACCUCACUACCUGAACAAACCAGUCCCACUGACACAAUGACUUCUGGGAAUUCUGAGACCACCUUGGUACCUGAACUAACCAGUCCAUCUGAAAUACUAACUUCAGAGCCUGUAUCUGACUCAACUGGUCAAACUGAUUCAGUAACAUCUGAGCCUGCAGAGACAACAUCAGCACCUGAUCCAACCAGUUCCACUGAUGCAACAUCUGCACCCUUCGAGACCACUUCCGUAUCCGAAGAAACCAGUCCCACUGACACAGUAACUUCCAGUCCUUCUGAGACCACCUUGGUGUCUGAAUCAACCAGUCCAUCUGAAAUCCUAACUUCUGAGCCUGCAUCUGAAUCAACUGCUUCAACUGAUUCAGUAACAACUGAGACUGCAGACACAACAUCUGCACCUGAACCAACCACUUCCAUUGAUGUAACAUCUGCACCCUCAGAGACCACCUCACUACCUGAACAAACCAGUCCCACUGACACAAUGACUUCUGGGAAUUCUGAGACCACCUUGGUACCUGAACUAACCAGUCCAUCUGAAAUCCUAACUUCAGAGCCUGUAUCUGACUCAACUGGUCAAACUGAUUCAGUAACAUCUGAGCCUGCAGAGACAACAUCAGCACCUGAUCCAACCAGUUCCACUGAUGCAACAUCUGCACCCUUCGAGACCACUUCCGUAUCCGAAGAAACCAGCCCCACUGACACAGUAACUUCCAGUCCUUCUGAGACCACCUUGGUGUCUGAAUCAACCAGUCCAUCUGAAAUCCUAACUUCUGAGCCUGCAUCUGAAUCAACUGCUUCAACUGAUUCAGUAACAACUGAGACUGCAGACACAACAUCUGCACCUGAACCAACCACUUCCAUUGAUGUAACAUCUGCACCCUCAGAGACCACCUCACUACCUGAACAAACCAGUCCCACUGACACAAUGACUUCUGGGAAUUCUGAGACCACCUUGGUACCUGAACUAACCAGUCAAUCUGAAAUACUAACUUCAGAGCCUGUAUCUGACUCAACUGGUCAAACUGAUUCAGUAACAUCUGAGCCUGCAGAGACAACAUCAGCACCUGAUCCAACCAGUUCCACUGAUGCAACAUCUGCACCCUUCGAGACCACUUCCGUAUCCGAAGAAACCAGUCCCACUGACACAGUAACUUCCAGUCCUUCUGAGACCACCUUGGUGUCUGAAUCAACCAGUCCAUCUGAAAUCCUAACUUCUGAGCCUGCAUCUGAAUCAACUGCUUCAACUGAUUCAGUAACAACUGAGACUGCAGACACAACAUCUGCACCUGAACCAACCACUUCCAUUGAUGUAACAUCUGCACCCUCAGAGACCACCUCACUACCUGAACAAACCAGUCCCACUGACACAAUGACUUCUGGGAAUUCUGAGACCACCUUGGUACCUGAACUAACCAGUCAAUCUGAAAUACUAACUUCUGAGCCUGUAUCUGACUCAACUGGUCCAACUGAUUCAGUAACAUCUGAGCAUGCAGAGACAACAUCAGCACCUGAUCCAACCAGUUCCACUGAUGCAACAUCUGCACCCUUCGAGACCACUUCCGUAUCCGAAGAAACCAGUCCCACUGACACAGUAACUUCCAGUCCUUCUGAGACCACCUUGGUGUCUGAAUCAACCAGUCCAUCUGAAAUCCUAACUUCUGAGCCUGCAUCUGAAUCAACUGCUUCAACUGAUUCAGUAACAACUGAGACUGCAGACACAACAUCUGCACCUGAACCAACCACUUCCAUUGAUGUAACAUCUGCACCCUCAGAGACCACCUCACUACCUGAACAAACCAGUCCCACUGACACAAUGACUUCUGGGAAUUCUGAGACCACCUUGGUACCUGAACUAACCAGUCCAUCUGAAAUACUAACUUCAGAGCCUGUAUCUGACUCAACUGGUCAAACUGAUUCAGUAACAUCUGAGCCUGCAGAGACAACAUCAGCACCUGAUCCAACCAGUUCCACUGAUGCAACAUCUGCACCCUUCGAGACCACUUCCGUAUCCGAAGAAACCAGUCCCACUGACACAGUAACUUCCAGUCCUUCUGAGACCACCUUGGUGUCUGAAUCAACCAGUCCAUCUGAAAUCCUAACUUCUGAGCCUGCAUCUGAAUCAACUGCUUCAACUGAUUCAGUAACAACUGAGACUGCAGACACAACAUCUGCACCUGAACCAACCACUUCCAUUGAUGUAACAUCUGCACCCUCAGAGACCACCUCACUACCUGAACAAACCAGUCCCACUGACACAAUGACUUCUGGGAAUUCUGAGACCACCUUGGUACCUGAACUAACCAGUCCAUCUGAAAUACUAACUUCAGAGCCUGUAUCUGACUCAACUGGUCAAACUGAUUCAGUAACAUCUGAGCCUGCAGAGACAACAUCAGCACCUGAUCCAACCAGUUCCACUGAUGCAACAUCUGCACCCUUCGAGACCACUUCCGUAUCCGAAGAAACCAGUCCCACUGACACAGUAACUUCCAGUCCUUCUGAGACCACCUUGGUGUCUGAAUCAACCAGUCCAUCUGAAAUCCUAACUUCUGAGCCUGCAUCUGAAUCAACUGCUUCAACUGAUUCAGUAACAACUGAGACUGCAGACACAACAUCUGCACCUGAACCAACCACUUCCAUUGAUGUAACAUCUGCACCCUCAGAGACCACCUCACUACCUGAACAAACCAGUCCCACUGACACAAUGACUUCUGGGAAUUCUGAGACCACCUUGGUACCUGAACUAACCAGUCCAUCUGAAAUACUAACUUCAGAGCCUGUAUCUGACUCAACUGGUCAAACUGAUUCAGUAACAUCUGAGCAUGCAGAGACAACAUCAGCACCUGAUCCAACCAGUUCCACUGAUGCAACAUCUGCACCCUUCGAGACCACUUCCGUAUCCGAAGAAACCAGUCCCACUGACACAGUAACUUCCAGUCCUUCUGAGACCACCUUGGUGUCUGAAUCAACCAGUCCAUCUGAAAUCCUAACUUCUGAGCCUGCAUCUGAAUCAACUGCUUCAACUGAUUCAGUAACAACUGAGACUGCAGACACAACAUCUGCACCUGAACCAACCACUUCCAUUGAUGUAACAUCUGCACCCUCAGAGACCACCUCACUACCUGAACAAACCAGUCCCACUGACACAAUGACUUCUGGGAAUUCUGAGACCACCUUGGUACCUGAACUAACCAGUCCAUCUGAAAUACUAACUUCUGAGCCUGUAUCUGACUCAACUGGUCAAACUGAUUCAGUAACAUCUGAGCCUGCAGAGACAACAUCAGCACCUGAUCCAACCAGUUCCACUGAUGCAACAUCUGCACCCUUCGAGACCACUUCCGUAUCCGAAGAAACCAGUCCCACUGACACAGUAACUUCCAGUCCUUCUGAGACCACCUUGGUGUCUGAAUCAACCAGUCCAUCUGAAAUCCUAACUUCUGAGCCUGCAUCUGAAUCAACUGCUUCAACUGAUUCAGUAACAACUGAGACUGCAGACACAACAUCUGCACCUGAACCAACCACUUCCAUUGAUGUAACAUCUGCACCCUCAGAGACCACCUCACUACCUGAACAAACCAGUCCCACUGACACAAUGACUUCUGGGAAUUCUGAAACCACCUUGGUAACUGAACUAACCAGUCCAUCUGAAAUACUAACUUCAGAGCCUGUAUCUGACUCAACUGGUCAAACUGAUUCAGUAACAUCUGAGCCUGCAGAGACAACAUCAGCACCUGAUCCAACCAGUUCCACUGAUGCAACAUCUGCACCCUUCGAGACCACUUCCGUAUCCGAAGAAACCAGUCCCACUGACACAGUAACUUCCAGUCCUUCUGAGACCACCUUGGUGUCUGAAUCAACCAGUCCAUCUGAAAUCCUAACUUCUGAGCCUGCAUCUGAAUCAACUGCUUCAACUGAUUCAGUAACAACUGAGACUGCAGACACAACAUCUGCACCUGAACCAACCACUUCCAUUGAUGUAACAUCUGCACCCUCAGAGACCACCUCACUACCUGAACAAACCAGUCCCACUGACACAAUGACUUCUGGGAAUUCUGAGACCACCUUGGUACCUGAACUAACCAGUCCAUCUGAAAUACUAACUUCAGAGCCUGUAUCUGACUCAACUGGUCAAACUGAUUCAGUAACAUCUGAGCCUGCAGAGACAACAUCAGCACCUGAUCCAACCAGUUCCACUGAUGCAACAUCUGCACCCUUCGAGACCACUUCCGUAUCCGAAGAAACCAGCCCCACUGACACAGUAACUUCCAGUCCUUCUGAGACCACCUUGGUGUCUGAAUCAACCAGUCCAUCUGAAAUCCUAACUUCUGAGCCUGCAUCUGAAUCAACUGCUUCAACUGAUUCAGUAACAACUGAGACUGCAGACACAACAUCUGCACCUGAACCAACCACUUCCAUUGAUGUAACAUCUGCACCCUCAGAGACCACCUCACUACCUGAACAAACCAGUCCCACUGACACAAUGACUUCUGGGAAUUCUGAGACCACCUUGGUACCUGAACUAACCAGUCAAUCUGAAAUACUAACUUCAGAGCCUGUAUCUGACUCAACUGGUCAAACUGAUUCAGUAACAUCUGAGCCUGCAGAGACAACAUCAGCACCUGAUCCAACCAGUUCCACUGAUGCAACAUCUGCACCCUUCGAGACCACUUCCGUAUCCGAAGAAACCAGUCCCACUGACACAGUAACUUCCAGUCCUUCUGAGACCACCUUGGUGUCUGAAUCAACCAGUCCAUCUGAAAUCCUAACUUCUGAGCCUGCAUCUGAAUCAACUGCUUCAACUGAUUCAGUAACAACUGAGACUGCAGACACAACAUCUGCACCUGAACCAACCACUUCCAUUGAUGUAACAUCUGCACCCUCAGAGACCACCUCACUACCUGAACAAACCAGUCCCACUGACACAAUGACUUCUGGGAAUUCUGAGACCACCUUGGUACCUGAACUAACCAGUCCAUCUGAAAUACUAACUUCUGAGCCUGUAUCUGACUCAACUGGUCCAACUGAUUCAGUAACAUCUGAGCCUGCAGAGACAACAUCAGCACCUGAUCCAACCAGUUCCACUGAUGCAACAUCUGCACCCUUCGAGACCACUUCCGUAUCCGAAGAAACCAGUCCCACUGACACAGUAACUUCCAGUCCUUCUGAGACCACCUUGGUGUCUGAAUCAACCAGUCCAUCUGAAAUCCUAACUUCUGAGCCUGCAUCUGAAUCAACUGCUUCAACUGAUUCAGUAACAACUGAGACUGCAGACACAACAUCUGCACCUGAACCAACCACUUCCAUUGAUGUAACAUCUGCACCCUCAGAAACCACCUCACUACCUGAACAAACCAGUCCCACUGACACAAUGACUUCUGGGAAUUCUGAGACCACCUUGGUACCUGAACUAACCAGUCCAUCUGAAAUACUAACUUCUGAGCCUGUAUCUGACUCAACUGGUCCAACUGAUUCAGUAACAUCUGAGCAUGCAGAGACAACAUCAGCACCUGAUCCAACCAGUUCCACUGAUGCAACAUCUGCACCCUUCGAGACCACUUCCGUAUCCGAAGAAACCAGUCCCACUGACACAGUAACUUCCAGUCCUUCUGAGACCACCUUGGUGUCUGAAUCAACCAGUCCAUCUGAAAUCCUAACUUCUGAGCCUGCAUCUGAAUCAACUGCUUCAACUGAUUCAGUAACAACUGAGACUGCAGACACAACAUCUGCACCUGAACCAACCACUUCCAUUGAUGUAACAUCUGCACCCUCAGAGACCACCUCACUACCUGAACAAACCAGUCCCACUGACACAAUGACUUCUGGGAAUUCUGAGACCACCUUGGUACCUGAACUAACCAGUCCAUCUGAAAUACUAACUUCUGAGCCUGUAUCUGACUCAACUGGUCAAACUGAUUCAGUAACAUCUGAGCCUGCAGAGACAACAUCAGCACCUGAUCCAACCAGUUCCACUGAUGCAACAUCUGCACCCUUCGAGACCACUUCCGUAUCCGAAGAAACCAGUCCCACUGACACAGUAACUUCCAGUCCUUCUGAGACCACCUUGGUGUCUGAAUCAACCAGUCCAUCUGAAAUCCUAACUUCUGAGCCUGCAUCUGAAUCAACUGCUUCAACUGAUUCAGUAACAACUGAGACUGCAGACACAACAUCUGCACCUGAACCAACCACUUCCAUUGAUGUAACAUCUGCACCCUCAGAGACCACCUCACUACCUGAACAAACCAGUCCCACUGACACAAUGACUUCUGGGAAUUCUGAGACCACCUUGGUACCUGAACUAACCAGUCCAUCUGAAAUACUAACUUCAGAGCCUGUAUCUGACUCAACUGGUCCAACUGAUUCAGUAACAUCUGAGCAUGCAGAGACAACAUCAGCACCUGAUCCAACCAGUUCCACUGAUGCAACAUCUGCACCCUUCGAGACCACUUCCGUAUCCGAACAAACCACUCCCACUGACAGAGUAACUUCCAGUCCUUCUGAGACCACCUUGGUGUCUGAAUCAACCAGUCCAUCUGAAAUACUAACUUCUGAGCCAUCAUCUGAUUCAACUGGUCCAACUGAUUCAGUAACAUCUCAGCCUGUAGAGAUAACAUCAGCACCUGAACCAACCAUUUCCACUGAUGCAACAUCUACACCCUUCGAGACCACUUCCGUACCCGAACAAACCAGUCCCACUGACACAGUAACUUCCAGUCCUUCUGAGACCACCUUGGUACCUGAACUAACCAGUCCAUCUGAAAUACUUACUUCUGAGCCUGUAUCUGACUCAACUGGUCCAACUGAUUCAGUAACAUCUGAGCAUGCAGAGACAACAUCAGCACCUGAUCCAACCAGUUCCACUGAUGCAACAUCUGCACCCUUCGAGACCACUUCCGUAUCCGAACAAACCACUCCCACUGACAGAGUAACUUCCAGUCCUUCUGAGACCACCUUGGUGUCUGAAUCAACCAGUCCAUCUGAAAUACUAACUUCUGAGCCAUCAUCUGAUUCAACUGGUCCAACUGAUUCAGUAACAUCUCAGCCUGUAGAGAUAACAUCAGCACCUGAACCAACCAUUUCCACUGAUGCAACAUCUACACCCUUCGAGACCACUUCCGUACCCGAACAAACCAGUCCCACUGACACAGUAACUUCCAGUCCUUCUGAGACCACCUUGGUGUCUGAAUCAACCAGUCCAUCUGAAAUACUUACUUCUGAGCCUGCAUCUGAAUCAGUUGGUUCAACAAUUACACCACCAACAACACCUACCAUGACAACAAUUCAAACAACCACUCGACCAAUCUCAACAGCAGGACCCUGCCAAAAUGGAGGAUAUUUUAAUGGAUUCAACUGUACAUGCCUCCCUGGGUUUAGUGGAAGUUUUUGCCAAUUUGUUGAUACAGUUGAGCCAGAUAAACUCAACAGGUCAGUCGUGGUUAACGUGGUGAUCAAUCAGAAAUAUGAUGAAAGCUAUGACGACAAAACAUCAGCUGUAUACAAAGAGUUUGUGGCAAACUUCACUGAGCGGAUGGAGGAAUAUUACCAGAGACAGAAGAUAGCAAACUUUAAAGAAGUGUUGGUAACUAGUGUCAGCCGUGGAGACUCUUCGGUCAGAUUUUCAGAUAACACUGUGGAAGAGAUGAGAUUAUCAGCUGACGCUAUGGCUAUCUACAGUAUCACAUCAAGAGCAGAAGUUGUUAGUGUCACACAUGAUGUGGUUUUGGCAAUUCCAAACAACAGCAGUGCCGAAGAACUAUAUGUGGAUGACUUAAAAGCAGUUGAGGAGGCUGCUAACAAACUUGUUCAUUGCACAUCAGAUUGUCCUUACAAUAUCACAGCUGAACCCACAGUGAAUGGCACAGAUUUAAAUUUGGAAUCUGUUUGUCAAAGGUUUGUGGAUGAUCCAGAACAUGGCAAGUAUUAUGAAGCUGUGUCUGUUGAUGGAGCAAUUACGUGUGUGACUGUAUGUAACAGUCACCAUUCACAUCCUAAAACAUGCUACAACAACGGAAACUGCAGAGUGUACAGGGAUAUUGGACCUCUUUGCGAGUGUCAAAAUGUGAAUGACACUUGGUAUUUGGGUAAUGACUGUCGACUGCCUAUACAGAGGACUGCUUUCUAUGUUGGGUUAAGUGUGACCCUUGCUUGUCUCAUCGUGACUGUGGGAGCCUUGACCGCAUACGUGCUGAUCAACAAACAUAAGCAAACACGGAGAAGAGACAUUAAAAAGAAGCUGGUGAACCAGUGGCUGAAUGAGGACGUUGAGUGGUCCAGAUCAAACAGCUCGGCUGACACAUAUAAUUCUGGAGAUUACAGAAACCCUUCUUUUACAAAUGAUGAAUCAGCCAGCCACAGAGAGGACCCAGGUGAUUACAGACAACCUGUACCUGUCUACCAGCCGACUCGACCAUCAUCACAAACAGCACCCAGACACAAUACUCCAUUUUCUAACAUUGAACACCCACAGUUUGCCAGCCCAGCCCUACCCCACAGGGACAUCUCCUCCAACCAGCUGAUGAGGAUCAGCAGGCCUCAGAUUAGGUCAUCCAUUGAUGUCUGAGCAGUGCAAUGAAAACUGAGUCUCAACUGUUUGGUUUAUUGAUCUUUUAAACUGACAGCAAGCAAAAUUGCUAAUAUAUAUGCAAUAUUUAAAUUUAUAUUUAUAUAAAUAAUAUUUAUUCUAGCAAGCAGUCAUGUUCUGUUUUGUGUUUACUGAAACUGUGUCAGAGAGGAGUUGAUUGAUCUCUAUGGUCAUUUAUGGUGUUGUGUUGGGAUGCAUUAAACUGAAAAAAAUUUCUAACAGUUUAGGGGGCAGAGUAUAAGUAACACCUCUCAGCUGUUAACUUAGCCUACAGUGAACCGCCCCUAUUGGAAUUCCUAUGUGGAGGAAGUACAGAUGCUCACCUCUGUCAGCCAAUGAUGAUAGAAAUCUGAGACAGCAGUGGGACAUAGUAAGAUAUUGUGAUUUUGCGCAAUUAUAGCUGCUUUGGCUUUUAUACUU